AUGGCCGACUAUACCAUUACCGCCAUUACGGAGAGUCUACCACCGGCAACAGACCCUGUCACAUAUCUGACCAUCCUCGAAACCCACAUGUCCCCAGAGAUUUUGCCAACACUAAACAACUUCCUCCAGGACGCAGAAUUGACGCAGAGCAUCGGCUGGGAUCUCAUCCAAAUUCUACUUCCUCUUUCAGGAUCCGAGAAAUGUCUAGAUACGAUCGCGAGACUGGGGAAUCCUCGCGAGGUGGUUUUGAAGGUCACAGAGGCUUUGCAACUUCUGGAGCUUGAACAGGAGCCUAGGGAAGAGAAUGACGGGGAUGAAGAAGACCAAAAGGACGCGACGCCGGAGCCAUCUUCUAUUCAAAAAUUCUGUAUCCUUGUCGGUCUCCUCGCUAUACUCCAUCCUCGAAUCAAGACGAAACACCCAUCACGAUUUCUCUCGACAUCCUUGAUGGCAAUCCUAUCUGCAUUCCGCCCCUCAGACCAAGCGACCCUUGCCGUUAUUUCCUUCGUGCAUACCGUAUCGGGGAAAAAGCGUCCAUCUCUGCCGGGUCGAAAGUCAAGUUUGGCCAUAACCACAGUAUUGAAUAGCUCGUCAGCGGCCACGUCUGCACCAGACCCGGAGGCUCAAGAUGAGGACCCAGAAGAGGCAGCGAUACAAGAGAAGCUGCUGCAGUCGUUUGUUACACAUUUACUGGAGGAAUACAUCAAUUCGAACACCUUGGACUGGGCAGCCAGGCUACAAGAACAAUUCGCCCCUCGAAUGGUAGUUCCGAAUAGAAAGAGUUUGGGCCAGUCCUUUAAAGAUGAGCCCGCGCUUGAGAUCAGGUCUACCAUUGUUGGGCAGAUAGUAGCUUUAUCGCGGGAUCUGGGACUCUCAGAUUUCGCGACUCUCUUUGAUGCCAUUUACAAGACUGACCUAAACCCUGCCGAAGAAACCGAGUUUCCUUCGUCACCAGGGGAAAUACCACUAUCCCUAGCAGGCGCCCUAUUCCUAAUAACAUCAUUCGUCUUCUCCUCAAUUCUCUUCGAGUCCAAAAUACAACUUCCAAAACUCGCAAUUUUUCCCGAUCACGCCAAGCUUGUCCAGAAAUUCAUAGGAACCAAUGGACCCGCUGGUAUUGGAAGUGAAGAUGCAGGAGUUAUUGAUGCUGUUCUGGCUCUUGGGCUCUGGCUUGAACACAACAACAAUUUCGUCUCUGGCCCGCUUGAAGACGAGGAAUUCCUUCAGCACCUUCAGUCCAUAUCCUUACUCUCCGCUAACACUCCCUCCCCAACUCAAAGAUAUGCUGCUCACGUUCUUACGUCUUCAAUUCUGCAUGCGCACCCUGUUGAUCGUUUGCGUUUAACGUUUAUCUGUGAUACGUUGGAGCACUGUCCGUACGAGCCCUUGAAAGGAUCAGCGGUGUCUUGGUUGAAAGAAGAGCUCAUUACGGCGAGUAGCAGGAAGUCAGAAAACGUUUUCUCGACUACCGUUGCACUCGCAGCUGCCAAGCCAUAUCUAUUUCCGGAUACGUCACCACUAGCCGAUGCGCCUGAAAAGGAACUACUGCAAGAGCUGGAGCAAUCUUUCCCAUUUCAUAUGGCUGUAGUAAAUUUUCUCUACUUUAUUGGCGGAAAGAAUUAUUCGCAUCUGGUCCCAGCGGGCAUGAUGACCGUCGUUGAGGAGAUUUAUCUAGGUCCUUUAAAGGCGGCUCAGGAGAAGGGGUUGAAGGCCUUGAAACCAAGUCCCGAAGCUCUUGCACAUGUCGGGGGGUCGAAGAUGGAUUUGCAGCUGCUGGGAGACAGAAUUGCGAUGUGUGAGGCGCAAAGCGAUUCAUGA
Drepanopeziza brunnea f. sp. 'multigermtubi' MB_m1 is the source of this 1818-nucleotide messenger RNA. RefSeq lists its product as uncharacterized. Lineage: Eukaryota; Fungi; Ascomycota; Leotiomycetes; Helotiales; Drepanopezizaceae. Gene Ontology annotation, biological process: cellular response to oxidative stress. Gene Ontology annotation, cellular component: cytoplasm. The record is from RefSeq and is a predicted model, not a curated record.